GAUAUCGGUUCAGAAAGCGCUGCUGGGGUUAGGGUUAGGGUUACUCGCCUCAUCACAUGAUUGUUCGUGGCUGGGAGAGGCAAGCGCUUGCUGACUCACACACCUCCGACUUAUCCUGCAAGAAGGGCAUCUCAGAUCCGUAUUACACCAUGGUUUACAUUGAAAGCCAUACAGACACGCACUUGGAGCGGAGGAGGGAAUUGGAGAGGGUUUUGUAUCAGGACAUUCAAGAGCUGGAACUCCUCCAAGAAAGCCUAAGCAAAACUUCUGUACUCUCCGAGCGUAUUGAGACAAUGCUGAACUCCUUUGAUGUGCGACUGGGCAAACUUGAGACGUCGAUACUACCUAUACAUCGGAGUACGCAAAAGCUCACAAAACUUUAUGACCAUAUCAGUUCGUCGUUGGAUCAGGUUCAAAUUGUGGUAGAUUAUUUUGAUAUUGGGACAAAGGAGGAACCGUUUAUUGCCAAAGGGCCACAGGAGGAGGACAUGGCACCUUUCUUGAAAUCGGUUGAGUCGCUCAAAGAUGCGUUGACUUAUUUACAAAAGACGAAAUACAAGGCUUCCGACCGGGCCAUUAUUCAUUUGAAAUAUAUGCUCACGAAAGCCCUCGGUCAACUCAAUAACCUCUUUCGAAAAUGGCUCACAACCGCCAGUACACCCCAUGAUCCCCAAGCAAACCCAGAUCCUCCCCAGAUUCCGGAACCAACACUCAAAAACAUACAAAAACUCGCCACGGAGCUCCAAACGUCCAGUAUAGGCGACCUGGAUUUUCCACCAGUCUAUCUCAAGAUCUACGAAGAAGUUCGCACGCAGUUCUUGGUUAGGUGCUUGGCGUCCCUUGUUGCAACUGCGAGGGAACAGGAGAAAGUAGAUCGAAAGGCAUAUCAGAAGGGCACAUGUGCAUUCGUUCCGCUUGUUGGAUGGUUGUUGAAACUACUCAAGGCCGAAAAAGACCUUGUAAACAAACUCCUGCCCAAAUCAUCCGCACCCACAAUUUUCCAAACCACCAUUGCUGCCCCGAUUGAUACGGUCGUUGAAAUCGGGGAAGCCAUGUGUGCGCGUGUCAAGAGGAAUGUUGCCAAGAGAGAGUAUGCGGAUGUGUUUCUUUUGGUAGACGUUGUGGAAGGCUUAUUGGGAUAUUUGAAAGAGUUUGAGGGUGUUAUUGCGUAUGCUGGAGCAAAGGGGAACGACAUCGUCGAGCUGGCAGGGAAUUGCAAAGCGGUUGUCGUUCAGGCUCUCGGACAGUUUUGCGAGGAUGUCAAGAACGAUACAAAUAAGGGAUCAGUAGCUGCUGACGGGACAGUGCACGAGUUGACCAGUACGACGCUCAACACCCUUCGACGAUUGGUCGACUAUCACACCGCCAUUGACCUGAUCAUCUCUGAUGCAGCACCCCCACUCACAUCCCAACGAUUCACAUCCCUCCUCUCAACCGUCCUCUCAGCACUGUACACAACCAUCGACCAAAAAUCUAAAUCAUACAAGAAACCCACAUUGGCGUCCAUUUUCUUAAUGAACAAUUACCAUUACGUUUAUAAGAAUUUACGGGCAAGUCGACUUGCGGAUGUUGCUGAGUCUGAUGAUGUGGAGAGGGUUGAAAAACUUUGGGGAAGACAGAGGGAGGUAUACAGAGAUAGCUGGAAACCGGUCAUUGAGGCCAUAACUGAUAAGGGCCUAGCGAUCGCCCCUAAUACAAAGACCUUAACCAAAUCGCAGAAGGAAACAAUCAAGGAUAAAUUCAAGUCAUUCAACAAUGAGUUCGACGAAACUUAUAAGCAACAGAAAACCUACUCGAUACCCGACCCUGAACUCCGCGCUGUAGUCAUCAAAGACGUAAAAGCGAUUUUAUUACCUUUCUACAGAGGGUUUCAUGACAAGUUUAUUGGAAUGGAGUUUACGAAGAAUCUCGAUAAAUACGUUCGAUACUCGCCAAAAACUCUCGAAUUGGCUAUCGAAAAGUUCUUCGAUACUGGUGCUUUGUAGAAUGAUUUUCGGUUUCGUACUAUAUCCACCGGUAGUUCUGCCCAUAGAUGUAGUUUUAAAAGAUUUGUUAGCAUGGAUUUGUUUCAAUGCAUUUAUUUAAGUGAAAAGGAUCGGAGACGAUGAUAAGUAAAAGUUUUGGAUCUGGCAAUGUAAGGAUAAAAGAAGUACAUUUACAAGUCGGAGAAUAAUGAUUACGUAAGCUAUUGAUCGG
This is a messenger RNA of Spizellomyces punctatus DAOM BR117, 2196 nucleotides long. Its product is annotated as GTP-Rho binding exocyst subunit EXO70. The transcript has 15 exons. Gene Ontology annotation, biological process: exocytosis. Lineage: Eukaryota; Fungi; Chytridiomycota; Chytridiomycetes; Spizellomycetales; Spizellomycetaceae. Gene Ontology annotation, molecular function: phosphatidylinositol-4,5-bisphosphate binding. Bases 57 to 1985 code for a protein of 642 amino acids. The record is from RefSeq and is a predicted model, not a curated record. Gene Ontology annotation, cellular component: exocyst.